Messenger RNA from Dreissena polymorpha, 1758 nucleotides. Its product is annotated as leucine-rich repeat-containing protein 15-like. The coding region runs from base 54 to 722 and encodes 222 amino acids. Lineage: Eukaryota; Metazoa; Mollusca; Bivalvia; Myida; Dreissenidae. The transcript is spliced from 2 exons. The record is from RefSeq and is a predicted model, not a curated record. Gene Ontology annotation, cellular component: plasma membrane.
AAAAAUGUGCAAGCGGUUUGAAGUAAACAGUUCGUCAUUCCCUUAGGUAGAGGAUGUUUCAUAUCGCGACUUUGGUCCUACUAACGUUGACGGUGAUCUGCGGAAUCGAUGGAAGGGUAUGGUUCUCAAGAGACGGAAUCUGCGUGGCGUCAGCGCCGUGCACCUGUGAUAACGCAGAGAUCCUGUGUAGUGGCCUCCAGCUACGUUCCAUUCCGACCUUCAUCCCGAGGGACGUCUCAAAUGAUUCCCUGGCUGGCUGGCCUAUGUCUGCAGCCUUUUUCCAGAUGUACUCCAACAAUAUUGAGGUCAUCGAUGACCGCGCCUUCUGCAACCUGACGUUUGCGUUGUCUUCCAAAGUGUUCAUGAUGCUGGCAUCCAACGCCAUCUCAUCAUUGGCAGACAACGCCUUCGACUGUAUUCAGAAUAACGUCCACUACCUUGAUCUUAAAAAUAAUCGACUGACUGCACUCCCAGUAGCGAUGCUGAAGCUAACGAAUUUGAAGGAACUGUUUCUUCAGAACAAUGCAUUAGUGCGGUUAAACCCGUUGGUAAUGAAGCAACUUGGGCCGACAUUGACCAAUUUGCAACUGGACUUGGGCCGUUUUUCAACAUGGCCAUCUGAAUUUAGCCAUUUGCGUGUGUUGUACUUUCUCGAAGCCAACAAUAUAACAUUCCCUAACAUCCCAGAAGAUGGGUUUUUCUGGGUUUUCUUCGUCACUUAACCGCCUCCAGUUCCACAACUCACGGCUGAAAUCCCUGCCUCGAAGUUUCUGUCGAAUUUCUCUCCUGCAAGACGCACGGUUGGAGGUUUUGGAACCAAUUGAUCUCAAGAACAUCUUACCGUGUGUGAGGAAAGUUCAGAUUACCGUCAAUGAGUCAAACGGUCUCCUGACGUAUUUCAUAGAGACUCGGAACUCGACAAAAUCUAACUGACCUUGUAUCACAACGUACGGGGUUAGCAAGAAGACGCAUAAAUCAUUAUGAGAGCGCGCAUUUACUUCACACAUAUGAAAAAUAUUCAGACCCGCGCGUUCUUCGAACCAACAUGUUUAUGUUAAUACAUACGGACUAUUACGCUAGUCAAUUGUUCCAAGAGUUUGUAUCACUCGAGUGGCUUGUGUGAUAACGUAUCACACGAGAGGCGGAGCCUCGAGUGUGAUGCGAAAUAGCACAAGCCUCGAGAGUGAUACAAACACUUGGAACAAUUGACUAGCGUAAUAUUCCUUUUAUUAUAUACAACAACUAACGAAAACAGUUAACAAAUGUAUUUUUUAAUUUAACAAAACUGACAAAAUAAUGACUAAUUUUAACGGUACGCCAUUGUUUAUUUAAGACGCGUAUGAAUACAGUUUAUGUAAAUUAACGUGUAAACAUUCGAACCUGGAAAACACAGGUUUCCGACACGCUUACUUUAAUGCCAUCGUUAUUCCAAUUUUUUAUAACAAUUAAGUUGACAACUUUAAUCCGAUGUUUAUAACAAAAACGUUUAAACGAUAUGCACUUUCACUUCUAUCUGCCAUGUCUUUAUCGAAACUUAGUUUAAACAACACUAUGUUAUUGUAUUCCUAUCGAAAUAUAUAUUUAUGCAUGAUAAACACACACUCCAAAAUACGUUUUAACACAUAGUUUACUGUUAAAAAACACCACGUCCGACAUGUCCUUACAUAAUUUAGAUAAAACUAUUGUGUUUUGUCACAGAAAUGACGUCACACGAUGUACUACCUACUAUAUUUCGUAAUAAAAAAUAUUUCUAUUUUC